CAGGGAUAUUUCUUUAGAGCAUGAGGUCUACUUGGCAGCAGUCUUGGUAUGCUGUUCUGAGUAUGUUCCUGUGGGUGCCCUGGGCCUGGUGUGGCGUGGUGGAGGACUUUGACCAUGUGGAGCACUGUAAGGACUAUAUUUACAUGGGCAUACCACCACGGGGCUACCUGGCGGGCAGCAACCUGAAGAAGAUCUGCCAGAUCCUGGAGGACAACCCCCGAUUCGUCACCCUCUAUGACCCCCGCAGGCACAUGCCCCUCUACUCUGCAUACACCUUCAAACGGUCUGACGGGGAGAAGAGCAUGGACCAGCCCUGGAUGUACGAACCACAGCUGGCCUCCAGUAAAUCCAGCAGUAAUAUGGAGGUCUACCCACAGUCGGCUCAGAUGCACAUGCGUCUCAUGGACAGUCAGGCGGUGUUGGAGGACUUUACAGACGUGCCCCAGUAUGUGCGUGGCCAACUGAACCCAGACCAGCACCAGUUGGAGCCCCUCGACAAGGCAGCCACCUACACCCUGUCUAACGUGGUGCCUCAGAUCAGAGAGUUCAACACUGGCCCCUGGGCCCAGCAUGAGGACCGUAUCAGACGACGCCUCAACAACUACUGCCGCGGCACUGCCUAUGUCAUCACGGGAGUUACCUCGGCCGGGAACAUGAUUCGGCGAGACAACCAGGACCGUGUGGGCAUCCCAGAGUACAUGUGGACGGCCUACUGCUGUCCAGACUACGACCACAAUGCCCCCUACCUAGAGCGCUACCACUUUCCUGUGUUUGGGGCCUAUGGUCUGAAUAAUAGGGUCAACAAUGCUGUGGUGGAGGUGCCUAUCAAGACACUAGAGACGUUUCUGAAGGGACGGUUGGACGUGGACAAGAACUACCAGAUCUUCUACAAUGACUGUGUGCCUGAUGACAUGUAGCCAUACUAGAAAAGUUUUGUCUAUAGCUGUAAUGGUGAGGGACAUAAAAGCAAGGUUUUAGUAUUGUGGGAUCAAAUGGUACAUGGUGUGGAUGUAUUUAUUCAUACGUACACCAGAGGGAGCUUCUGUCAAACUUCUACGUUUACAUUGUAGUUACUGGCCCAAUGCUCAUAACCACUAGGCUA
Messenger RNA from Oncorhynchus gorbuscha (pink salmon), 1102 nucleotides. RefSeq names its product endonuclease domain-containing 1 protein-like. Lineage: Eukaryota; Metazoa; Chordata; Actinopteri; Salmoniformes; Salmonidae. Gene Ontology annotation, molecular function: metal ion binding; hydrolase activity; nucleic acid binding. The transcript is spliced from 2 exons. The record is from RefSeq and is a predicted model, not a curated record. The coding region runs from base 21 to 917 and encodes 298 amino acids.